AUGCGAUUCUCACCUCUAAACGAAUUUCCUACAAGCCGGGCGACGACGCCCGCGAGCGGCUCCACGACCUCGAAGCUCGGAUUUUGCACCACGGCCAUAUCACAGAAGUCGGCCGACCCUCAAGACCCAAAGGUCGCGCGCGAACCAACAUGGCAGGAAAGGCUUUGGGGCAGCUCAGCGAGGAAGGGCGCUAAACCCCUCAAGCCGGACGACCUUCCGUCACACGAUGAUUUCGAGCAUGGGUCCAUGUUUACCAACCGGAGGAUGAUGGCAGCCAAGGCGGCCCUAGAGCCAAGGCUGCGAUGCACCGAGGUGGACGAGAAUGGCAAGGUGAUUCUGGUUGAUGGCGAGUUCAAGAAGACGGAACUCAUUGCCAAGUAUGGGCUGCUGCCUCGAGACUUGCGCAAAAUUGAUUCGUCGAACCUGCCGCACAUCCUCAUCCGACCGUCGGCGAUCCUGUUGAACUUGCUGCAUCUCAAGGUCCUGAUCAAGCAUGACCGAGUACUGCUUUUCGACGUCUACGGAUCGAAAACCUCAUACCCACAGUCCGCCUUCAUGUACGAUCUGCAGGGCAAGUUGCAGCAAAAGCCCUCUCAGGGAUCCAACGGUCUUCCCUACGAGUUCAGGGCCCUCGAAGCCGUCCUGACGUCGGUGACAUCUGAGAUGGAAGCCGACUUCGAAGCUGUACGGGAGCCGGUCAUGCACAUUCUCAGCGAACUGGAAGACGACAUAGACCGAGAGAAGCUGCGCAUCCUUCUCAUCUUGUCGAAACGCGUGAGCACCUUUGAGCAAAAGGCAAAGCUCGUGCGAGAUGCUCUCGAGGAGCUCCUCGAGGCGGAUGAUGACCUGGCCGCAAUGUACCUGUCCGAGAAGCAACAUGAUCUUUACAGAGGCUUGGACGACCACACAGAAAUAGAGAUGUUGCUCGAGUCAUACAACAAGCUCACGGAUGAAAUCGUCCAAGAGGCCGGAAACCUGGUGUCUGGUAUCCGAAACACAGAGGAAAUCGUGCGGGCCAUUCUCGAUGCCAACCGAAACGCGCUCAUGCUGCUGGACCUUAAGUUCAGCGUAGGGACACUUGGGCUGGCCAUGGGCACAUUCCUCGCCGGCCUGUACGGCAUGAACCUCGAGAACUUCAUCGAGGAAACAAACUGGGGCUUUGGCGCGGUGACGGGAGUUUCGUCCAUCUUCUCCCUCAUCGUCUGCUGGUAUGGCCUGGUCAAGCUGCGCAAGGUCCAGCGCAUCAAGAUGAUGAGCGGCGAGCGGCCGUCGAUGCCGCGCGGGCUGUCCUACCGCGAAGACGGCGCCCUGGGCCUGUUGGACUCGCGGAACAAGGAGAUGCUUCGACGCGCUCACUUGCAGCGAGCCAUGGCAACGAAGAAGCGGUGGCUGCCAUUUUGGGGGUGA
Messenger RNA from Purpureocillium lilacinum, 1407 nucleotides. Its product is annotated as magnesium ion transporter. The record is from RefSeq and is a predicted model, not a curated record. NCBI's taxonomy places the organism in Eukaryota, Fungi, Ascomycota, Sordariomycetes, Hypocreales, Ophiocordycipitaceae. Gene Ontology annotation, biological process: mitochondrial magnesium ion transmembrane transport. Gene Ontology annotation, cellular component: mitochondrial inner membrane. Gene Ontology annotation, molecular function: magnesium ion transmembrane transporter activity.